GGCGCCCGCGGAGGGAGCCGCGCUCCGGCCGGACGCGUGGCCGCCACAAUGGGGCCGGCGACCGGGAACUUGGUCCGGACUCUGGCGGUGCUGUGCGGGCUGACCUGCUUCUGCACCGGGAUAAGCUCCAUAGACAUUGACCGCCCCGGGGACGGGAGGUGCCAGCCCAUAGAAAUCCCCAUGUGCAAGGAUAUAGGGUACAACAUGACGAGGAUGCCCAACCUGAUGGGACAUGAAAACCAACGGGAAGCUGCCAUUCAGCUCCACGAGUUUGCCCCCUUGGUGGAGUAUGGUUGCCACAGCCAUCUGAAAUUUUUCCUCUGCUCCCUUUAUGCCCCGAUGUGCACAGAGCAGGUUUCUACAUCAAUCCCAGCCUGCAGGGUUAUGUGCGAGCAGGCGAGGCUGAAAUGCUCUCCGAUUAUGGAGCAGUUCAAUUUUAAAUGGCCAGACUCCCUAAACUGCAGCAAGCUGCCCAGGAAGAACGACCCCAAUUACCUGUGCAUGGAAGCCCCCAACAACGGAUCUGAUGAGCCACCCAGAGGAUCCAGCAUGCUGCCACCCAUGUUUCGUCCCCAGCGGCCCAGCAGCGGCCACGACCUGCAGCAGCAUAAGGACAGCCUCAGCAGAACCUCCUGUGAAAAUCCUGGCAAGUUCCACCAUGUGGAAAAAAGCGCUUCCUGUGCACCGCUCUGCACUCCGGGGGUUGAUGUUUACUGGAGCAAGGAUGACAAACAAUUUGCUGUCAUUUGGAUUGCCAUCUGGUCCAUUCUGUGCUUCUUCUCCAGUGCUUUUACUGUACUCACUUUUCUGAUAGAUCCUCAGCGUUUCAAGUACCCCGAGAGGCCCAUUAUCUUCCUCUCGAUGUGCUACUGCGUCUACUCAGUGGGGUACAUUAUUCGCCUCUUUUCAGGUGCUGAAAGUAUUGCCUGUGAUAGGGACAGCGGCCAGCUCUAUGUCAUCCAGGAAGGACUGGAGAGCACUGGCUGCACCAUUGUGUUCCUGGUUCUGUAUUACUUUGGUAUGGCAAGUUCCUUGUGGUGGGUAAUCUUGACUUUAACUUGGUUCCUAGCAGCUGGGAAAAAAUGGGGACAUGAAGCAAUUGAAGCAAACAGUAGCUACUUCCAUUUGGCAGCGUGGGCCAUUCCGGCUGUGAAGACCAUAAUGAUCCUAGUUAUGAGAAGGGUGGCUGGAGAUGAGCUGACAGGGUUGUGCUAUGUUGGAAGCAUGGAUGUGAAUGCCUUGACGGGGUUUGUACUCAUCCCUUUGGCUUGUUAUCUAAUCAUUGGCACUUCUUUCAUUCUUUCGGGUUUUGUGGCCCUUUUUCAUAUCAGGAGGGUGAUGAAAACAGGUGGAGAAAAUACUGACAAGUUGGAGAAGCUUAUGGUCAGGAUUGGUGUCUUCUCAGUCUUGUAUACAGUGCCUGCAACUUGUGUGAUAGCUUGCUAUUUUUAUGAAAGACUUAAUAUGGAUUAUUGGAAAAUUGUGGCAACUCAACAGAAAUGCAAGAUGAACAAUCAGACUAAAAAUUUAGACUGCAUGAUGAAUAACUCUAUUCCAGCAGUAGAAAUUUUUAUGGUCAAAAUUUUUAUGUUAUUAGUCGUGGGCAUUACUAGUGGUAUGUGGAUCUGGACUUCCAAGACUCUUCAGUCCUGGCAAAAUGUUUGUAGUCGAAGAUUAAAGAAGAGAAGUAGGAGAAAACCUGCAAGUGUUAUUACAAGUAGCGGAAUCUACAAAAAACCUCAACAUCCACAGAAAACUCACCUUGCAAAAUAUGAAUCAACAUUACAACCACCCACUUGUGUGUGACCAGGUUUUUAGAAAAGACAUCUCACCUUACAGACUUACAAACGUCCACAGUAGCAGUCAGAAAUUAAAAAAAUAAGUGGUGCUUUUUUUGUCAGAACAGUUUAAUAUGUCAAGGCAAAAAAUGUAUCAUGCUGAAUUCAGGACCUGGUGAAUAACUGAAGGUAAACAUACUUGGGGAAAGGUUUUCAGUGAAAGAAAUAUUGUGAAUUAAAACAGUCUCUUCUGUUACUAAUUUGUAGUUAAGUACUUCAUCCAGCCCUCAGAUUUAUUAAAAAAAAAAAAUCCGAAACAAACAACACCCUAUUUAACUUUUUUUGUGUAGCUGAGCUGGAUUUCCUACAGGUUUCUGAGUAACAAGGUAUAGUCGAGUUUUAUGGAGCAAUGAUUUGAUUUUAAAAGUGCCCAAGUGAGCAUUGUCUCUUUAGGGAAACUCAGGUCCCAAAGAGGCCUAUCCUCAGUAAGUAUGCUAUCUGUGAAAGAAACUUCCAUGCUAACUUUAAAAAAAAAAAAAUCCUUUACAACUCAUCUCAGCCUAGUGGGUUUGGAAUGCCUAAAAAUAGGUUCAAUCUAUAAUGCUCACCAAUAUUCUUUCACUAAAAGAGAAACUUCCUGCACCAGACACAAACUUUGUGAAUAAGAAUAAUGUGCAAUACAUUUUUUUUCUUACCAUGACAUGAAAAGAGAAACAAGUAUUUUGCUGUACAUAAAGACAACAAAAGAAAUCUCUUAACAAAAGAACUAAGAGGUCUAGUCCUCAGAAACCCUUUAGUGUUACAUUUUGUGGCUUUUUAAUGGAAAUCAAGCCAAUGUUAUACACGUUUGGACUGAUUUGUGCAAAAAAAAAGGGGGGGGAUCAAUUCAAAGAGACCCAAAGGGCUUAUUGACUCUUUCUAUUGUUAAACAAAUUCUCACUAUGAAUAGAUCAAGAAGCACUAGAUUCUGCAAAGGGAAGCUUUGUAUAGAGUGAUGCUCUUUACUGUGCUGGGGGUGCACAGUUUUGUGCUGUAUAUAUUUGUAAUAUACAAUUAUUUUUCAUGCUCCACUAUUUUAUUAAAAAUAAAAUAUGUUCUUUAGUUUGAUAA
Messenger RNA from Athene cunicularia (burrowing owl), 2888 nucleotides. RefSeq names its product frizzled class receptor 10 (gene FZD10). The transcript has a single exon. Gene Ontology annotation, molecular function: Wnt receptor activity; Wnt-protein binding. NCBI's taxonomy places the organism in Eukaryota, Metazoa, Chordata, Aves, Strigiformes, Strigidae. The record is from RefSeq and is a predicted model, not a curated record. Gene Ontology annotation, cellular component: plasma membrane. Gene Ontology annotation, biological process: canonical Wnt signaling pathway; non-canonical Wnt signaling pathway. The coding region runs from base 49 to 1806 and encodes 585 amino acids.